AUGGCUUUUGCCUUUAGUGGUGGAUGGUUUCAAACUAAUAAUUUUGCUAUUACUGUCUUCACUAUAUGUGGUGCUUCUAUUUUUCUCCUCUUAAUCUACAGGUAUGUAUUGUGUCUUGCUAGAGAUAAUGUCACAGCCAAUUCUGAAGCAGAUCAAUCAAUUGAGAGUCUAGAAGCUGAUCCUCAGGGGCAAGUGCAGUCACAAGAAAGACCCUAUAAUGCUCUUGAUCCAUUCAUCAUCGCUACCUUGCCUGUCUAUGUUUACAAACAAAUCGAUCAGCCCAACAACGAUGGCACGAGGGAUUGCGCGGUUUGCUUAAGCAGUUUCGAGAAUGAAGAGAUUGCAAUGCUUCUGCCCAACUGUAAGCAUAUGUUUCAUGAACAGUGCAUCAAUAUGUGGUUCAGCUCACACUCGACAUGCCCAAUUUGCCGGCGCCGUGUUGAAGCUCGGUUGGUGCCUGAGCCAAAGGAGAAGAGUGUUGGUUGGUUACCAUUUAUGGGUGUAGACAUGGAUUUCUUCCACCCAGUAACUCCAAGUUCAGAAGGUAUAUCAGAUGGUUCAGCACAAGGUUCUGAGGUUGAAGGACUAGACUCAAGACUCAACUCCUUUGAAAGACUUGUUGAGGCAGAGUGGAGACAGAUCAGAGAUGGAAGUUCUUCCUGGCAGUGA
This is a messenger RNA of Telopea speciosissima, 669 nucleotides long. Its product is annotated as RING-H2 finger protein ATL40-like. The record is from RefSeq and is a predicted model, not a curated record. NCBI's taxonomy places the organism in Eukaryota, Viridiplantae, Streptophyta, Magnoliopsida, Proteales, Proteaceae. The transcript has a single exon. The coding region runs from base 1 to 669 and encodes 222 amino acids.